AUGAUAUGCCGGGCCAUCAUCAUGGACUCUGCCAAAGCAGAUAUGGAUGAGGCGGCAGAACCAGUGAUCACUUCUUCGGCGGUUGCAAAUAGCCAACUGGCCACUUCACUUGCAAAGCUGAGCAAGCUUACUGGAUUCAGCCUCAUCAAGCUUUCAGGUAACUUAUUCAUUUAA
This is a messenger RNA of Protopolystoma xenopodis, 174 nucleotides long. NCBI's taxonomy places the organism in Eukaryota, Metazoa, Platyhelminthes, Monogenea, Polystomatidea, Polystomatidae. The record is from the annotation of a GenBank genome assembly.